Molecule: messenger RNA, 1941 nt
Organism: Osmia bicornis bicornis
Lineage: Eukaryota; Metazoa; Arthropoda; Insecta; Hymenoptera; Megachilidae
Product: farnesyl pyrophosphate synthase-like
Exons: 10
Coding region: 408-1517 (369 amino acids)
Biological process (GO): trans, trans-farnesyl diphosphate biosynthetic process
Cellular component (GO): cytoplasm
Molecular function (GO): dimethylallyltranstransferase activity; (2E,6E)-farnesyl diphosphate synthase activity
Source: RefSeq, a predicted model, not a curated record
CGCACAUGGUUGCACAUGGUGGCUGAUGGUGGCAGCGUAGGUGACUGAAUUUCCAGUUUUUUCUAGGUUUUUAGGUUUUCCAAUAACUUCUGCUGAUGAGAUGCAGCAACAGGAGGAGAAGAUAGAAAUUAAAAAGAGGAAGAAAAUAUGCAUCAUCAGAGUGUGUAUUAACGAAAACAGCAGGAUGUUCUCCUUCUAAGAGAGAAAGGAUAAGAAGAGGAUGGCACAGUAGGUGGCAAUCCAAAGUCAGUGCUUCCACCUGAAAACUGAAAUUCUGGGUGAUCUGUAGUAGCUACUUUAAAGAAAAAUACUUCAUGAGGAAAAGAUUAACAACGUCAGCAGUUCCAACACUGAACUUACUUGUGUCAGAGGCUACCGCUAUUAAAAUAAAGCAAUAAGACACCUGGAUGCAAAUGAAAAGAAGAAAAAGAAGAAGAUUAUCAAACAGCGCCACUGUACGAAGACUGUUAUCGAAUGAAGAUGAAAUUCGUGAAUUAAUGGCUAUAUGGCCGGAUGUUGUACGAGAUCUCACCGAUUCUGGUCGUCAUCUUGAUAUACCAGAUAUUACCAAAUGGUUGACGAAGGUAUUACAGUAUAAUGUUCCUGGAGGAAGAAAGUACAGAGCAUUAAUAGUUGUGUAUGCCUUCAAAUCGUUUGCUUCUGAUGAUCAAUUGACAGAAGAAAAUAUUCGUCUAUCCCGAAUUCUAGGCUGGUGUAUAGAAUUGUUGCAAGCAUGUUUAUUGGUGAUUGAUGAUAUUCAAGAUCAAUCAACGAUGAGGCGCAAUGCACCAUGCUGGUACUUAAACAAUGAUGUUGGAUUAGUAGCUAUAAGUGAUGCUGUAAUGUUGGAAAUGUGCGUAUAUCAAUUACUUAGAAAACACUUCAGGUCAAAAAAUUGUUAUGUGAGCCUUAUGGAAUUAUUUUUAGAUACUACUUCAAGAACAUUAAUGGGUCAAUAUCUUGAUUUAUUAUCAUCAAAUUUGGGUAAAAAAUCAAAUUUGGAUCUCUUUACAAUGGAUCGGUAUAAUUCUAUUACAAAAUAUAAAACAACUUAUUACACGUUUGUGUUACCAACUACAAUUGCAAUGUGUUUUGCUGGCAUAAAAGAUCCAGAAAUGUAUAGGCAAGCAAAAACAAUUUUGCUAGAAAUGGGUCAUUUUUACCAAGUGCUAGAUGAUUAUAUGAAUUGUUAUGGAAGCAUGGAAGCUACUGGGAAAAUUGGUUCAGAUAUAAAGGAGGGAAAAUGUUCAUGGCUUGUUGUGGUAGCGCUACAACGUGUUACACCAGAACAAAGAAAAAUUUUAGAGCACUGUUAUGGUCAGUCUGAUAUAGAAAAAUCGAAUCGCGUGAAACAGCUUUACGAUGAAUUAGGUUUAUCAAAUACUUAUGCUAUCUACGAAGAAGAAACGUACAAUCUACUAAUGACGCACAUACAACAAAUAUCAUGUGGACUUCCACAGGAUUAUUUCCUAAAAUUACUUGAAACAGCAUGCCCCAGGGUGGCUAAAAAACAUUAAUUAUAUUCUUGAAAACAAUAGACCAAACCACUACUACAGUUUAAGAGAGAACAUAUGUAUAACGUGCUCCCUUCUAUCUGUGAGUUUAUUCUAAGAAUGAAGCGUUUAUUAUUUCAUUUAAGAGAACAUACGAACAUGUAACAGCUGUAUUAUAUUUUUAAUAAUUAAAAGCAAUUCUAUAAUAAUGUUGAACUUAUAAAGGAAAAGACAGCAAUCUGUUGUAACGGUUAUUAAACAAUGAAUACUUAUAGUAGUAAAUAAUGAAGUGAUAAAAAAUGUUUAUUGCGUAUUAAAUAAAUUUAUAUGGUAUGUACAUAUAUAUUUUCUUACAGAAAUUUUAUUUCUUUUUUGUAAAGGGAUCUUUAUAAACUCAAUGUUCUUGUUUACAUUUUUAAUAAAUUGUUCAAUGAACUUUUUUAGAUAA